ACUGUUUUGAUCCAUGCGAUCUUCUCUUUGGAGAUUUACACAAAUAGCUGGGCUGUGCACAUACCUGAUGGCUCUGUAGAGGCAGAACGUAUUGCACAGAAAUUCGGUUUCAUCAACCUUGGGCAGGUGGUGCUUGGCAGUGAUUUCUACCAUCUAUCUCAUCGUGGCAUUCAAAGGAAAUCCUUCAGCCCUCACUGGGGUAGAAACAUUCAACUGAAAAAAGAACCCAAGGUUAGCUGGUUUGAGCAGCAGACGCUGAAGAGAAGGGAGAAAAGACAGCCUGAUGUGGUUCCCACAGACCCCCUCUUCAGCUUGCAGUGGUACCUGCAUAAGGAUAUAAAUCUUGACUUAUGCAUCCAGACUGCUUGGAACCGUGGAUAUACCGGACGAGGCGUGGUGGUCACCAUUCUGGAUGACGGACUUGAAAAGGACCACCCCGAUCUCGCAUUAAACUAUGAUCCGGAGACGAGUUACGAUUUUAAUGACAACGAUCCUGACCCUCAGCCCCGAUAUAACCCAUCUAAUGAGAACCACCACGGCUAUGGGCUCUUGCAUGCAUGGAAUUCUGGAUGCGCCGGCUGAAACAUGGGAGACAACGCAGCCUCAAAGAAAGUGCCUCAUAACAAUUGUGA
Messenger RNA from Spea bombifrons (plains spadefoot toad), 632 nucleotides. RefSeq names its product proprotein convertase subtilisin/kexin type 4-like. Gene Ontology annotation, molecular function: serine-type endopeptidase activity. Lineage: Eukaryota; Metazoa; Chordata; Amphibia; Anura; Pelobatidae. The record is from RefSeq and is a predicted model, not a curated record. Gene Ontology annotation, cellular component: Golgi membrane; trans-Golgi network. The annotation marks the transcript as partial. The transcript has a single exon. Gene Ontology annotation, biological process: peptide hormone processing.